Molecule: messenger RNA, 2075 nt
Organism: Lotus japonicus
Lineage: Eukaryota; Viridiplantae; Streptophyta; Magnoliopsida; Fabales; Fabaceae
Product: aspartic proteinase
Exons: 14
Coding region: 147-1685 (512 amino acids)
Biological process (GO): lipid metabolic process; proteolysis
Molecular function (GO): aspartic-type endopeptidase activity
Source: RefSeq, a predicted model, not a curated record
GCUGGACCCACUUCACUGCCAACCCUGGCCAGGUUCUCUGCUUUUACAGGGUUUAAAUUCUCAUCCCUCAGCACUUGUUCUCCUUCAAUUCAAUUCUCAUCAUCUCUUAUCAAAUCCUCUCUCAGUCACAUUCAUUCUGGUGAAAAAUGGGAAACAAGUUGAAUGUGGUGGUGUUGUGUUUGUGUGUGUGGACCCUGUUGUGUUGUCUGGCAUCUUGUGCACAUGAUGAAGGGUUGCGUAGGAUUGGACUAAGAAAGACCAAAUUGGGCCCCAAUGACCGGUUGGGGUUUAAGGAUGCAGAAUCUAUGUGGUCUUCUAUCAGGAAGUAUCAUUACCAACCCCUGAACAUUCUCGGACUCAAUCAGGACACUGAUAUUGUUGCGCUCAAGAAUUACAUGGAUGCUCAGUACUAUGGUGAAGUUUUUGUUGGCACCCCUCCUCAAAGGUUCACUGUGAUUUUUGAUACCGGUAGCUCUAACAUGUGGGUUCCAUCAGCUAAAUGUCACUUCUCGGUAGCAUGCUUAUUCCAUGCCAAGUACAGGUCUAGUCAAUCAAGUACCUACAAGGAAAAUGGGACUUCUGCUGCAAUACAAUAUGGAACUGGAGCAAUUUCAGGCUUCUUUAGCUAUGAUGAUGUCAAAGUUGGUGACAUAGUUGUAAAGAACCAGGAAUUUAUUGAAGCAACUAGAGAGCCUGGAGUUACAUUUGUGGCAGCUAAGUUCGAUGGUAUACUAGGACUUGGAUUUCAAGAGAUAUCAGUUGGAAAUUCUGUUCCAGUGUGGUACAAUAUGGUUGAACAAGGGCUUGUUAAGGAUCCAGUAUUUUCAUUUUGGCUCAAUCGUAAAAUAGGAGAAGAGCAAGGAGGUGAGAUUGUUUUUGGUGGUGUUGAUCCUGCUCACUUCAAGGGCCAACACACUUAUGUGCCUGUGACCCGGAAAGGAUAUUGGCAGUUUGCCAUGGGAGAUGUAUUUAUUGGUGGUAAACCCACUGGAUACUGUACCAAUGGGUGUUCAGCAAUUGCAGACUCAGGGACGUCUUUGUUGGCGGGUCCAACGACUGUGAUUACUAUGAUAAAUCAAGCAAUUGGAGCAUCUGGAGUUGCAAGCCAAGAAUGCAAGUCUGUUGUUGAACAGUAUGGACAAACAAUUUUGGAAUUGGUCUCGGCUAAUGCGCAUCCAAAGAAGAUAUGCUCCCAAAUUGGAUUGUGCACCUUUGAUGGGACUCGUGGUGUCAGCAUGGGUAUCGAAAGCGUGGUAGAUAAGAAUGAAAGAAAAUCAUUUGGUGACUUUCGGGAUGCUACUUGUUCUGCAUGUGAGAUGGCUGUUGUAUGGAUACAGAACCAGUUGAAGCAGAAUCAGACACAAGAUCGCAUAAUGAAUUAUAUCAAUGAGCUUUGUGAUAAAAUGCCUAACCCAAUGGGAGCAUCAGCUGUUGACUGUGGAAAGAUCUCUUCAAUGCCUAUUGUUUCCUUCACUAUUGGUGGAAAGGUUUUUGACCUUGCUCCACAGGAGUACAUACUGAAGGUGGGUGAAGGUUCUGCAGCCCAAUGCAUUAGUGGCUUUACCGCUUUGGAUGUUCCUCCUCCACGCGGUCCACUCUGGAUUCUUGGAGAUAUCUUCAUGGGGCGCUAUCACACUGUCUUUGAUUUUGGUAAACAGAGAGUCGGAUUUGCUCAAGCAGCAUAGACAGUAUUGUCGUCUCGCAUAAUGACAAACAGCUAUUUGCUACUAGGACUAGUUUUUCUUUUCUUUUCUUGCCUUAGAAAAUUAGUAAAACCAAACAAAAAAUAUGACAGAAAACUCAGCCUCAAUACUUCAAAUUGGCAACUGUAUUUGCCAAUAGUUUGAUAUAAGUUUACAAUUAUGAUGUGCCUAAAAUUCUUGUUCUGUAUAUAAAUAUUCUCGCAGUGCCUCCUCUCAUCUAUUAAAUAGCUUAAGAGAUGUAUCUGGGUUGUUUGGCUGAUUUGGGGCUCUAUAGUCUGUAAUUAUGUUAUGCAUAUGCUUAGUUGAAGUGUGUAAGAUAUGGCUCAGGCUCUCGUGAUUCCUUAUAAUCAUCAUUUUCUUCAUGUUUAGCAA